AUGUCAACUCGUAUGAUAGCUUUAGAAAGAGAUAUAGUUGCUUAUUUUCUAUCACGAAGAGAGGAUUUCAAACCAAAUGUUACGAAUCGAGUUCAGCCAAUCAUGCGCUUUCCGGUGAUCAUUACAAGUAAACAUGAACCAGUUGGCUCUCAAAGUCAUUUUAGGAAGCACAGACCGACACCACCGUCGUUCUCAUCUACAUAUAGUCGGCCACCAUACAUCUGGACAUCAAAUCCGGUUAGUUCUCAUGUUGAUGAUCAUCAUCAGCAUUGGGUAGAUUGUACGUGUUCAGAAUGGAAUGAUUGCCAACACAGAGAAGAUUGUCCAUGUUCUGUAUAUUAUAUCAAUCAUCAAGAUUAUCACGAUUAUCACGAUGACACAGAACAUGAAGAACAUCAUCAUCACGAUGAUCAUGAGCACGGAGAACAUGAAGAACAUCAUCAUCCCGGUGAGCAUGAGCACGGAGAACAUGAAGGAUAUCUUACUCAUAGUCAUCAUGAACAUGAAGGACAUCAUAAUUACAGUCAUCAUGAGCAUGGAGAACAUGAAUCUGAUUAUGCAGAUGGCGUAGUGUAUAUUUCGCCACAAACCAGUCAAUUUGGUCAAGAUUAUACACCAGCAGUAGAGUAUAUUUCAUCGGACACUAAUGAAUUCGGUCAAGUGCAUACACCAGAGGUAGUGUAUGCUUCACCAGAAGCAUAUGAAUUUGAUCAAGAAUAUACAUCGGGCAUAAACAACUCACAUUAUUACGAAGGCAGUGAGGUUCAAGGAGAUACGACAUAUUUUGCAAGCCCGGGAAGCUUUUAUUGA
Messenger RNA from Rotaria sp. Silwood2, 810 nucleotides. The record is from the annotation of a GenBank genome assembly. NCBI's taxonomy places the organism in Eukaryota, Metazoa, Rotifera, Eurotatoria, Philodinida, Philodinidae.